AUGGCAACCAAGAGGGCAAAAGCCACGGGGUGCAACUUCGGAAAGCCAUACUGCGACUACAGCGCGCACGAACGCGUCUCCUUAGAGUUCCAAGGUCAUCAGCUGUAUGGCUACGUCUUUAGGCCCAGUGGAGAUGCCGCAGCCAGCGGGGACAGGAGUGGAAGCUUGCCCUGUAUGAUGAUCUGGCCGCAGUACUGCGGGAUGAUGGAAUACCACAUCUCGGAGGCGACGAUCGCGGUGGCGGAUAUUGCUUUGGUUUGUGAUUAUUAUUCGGAUGCGCAGGUUCCGCACCAGAUUCGUAACGUCAGCCAGUAUGGCCUGGACAGCCCUGAGCGGGCGAUGCACCGGAAGAUCGCGCUGGAAGCAAUGAACACUCAGCUCCAAAGACCUCAGACCGUAUUCCGAGCCCUCGUGCGUGCCUUUUUCGAGACAGCCCAGGCGCUGACUGGAGUGAAUCCCGAGGAAAUCGCAGCCAUGGGCUUCUGCUACGGCGGCAUUGCCGUCCUUGAGAUGUGGCGUCAGGGUCUUGACGUCAAGGGCAUCGUGUCCUUGCAUGGCGUUUUUGAGACGAAGCCCAUCGCUUUGGGCCCUGGACACGCUCCGCCUCCAGUCUUGGACACCACCGUGGACCCUGCUGUUUAUGCGAAGAACUGCAAGGUCCUCAUUGAGCACGGCGAGAAAGACCAUGUUGCGCCGCCUGACAUGGUGGAACGAUUCCGCUGGGAGAUGUCUGACCCCGGGCUCGACAUUCAGUUCGUCAUCCACUAUGGCGUUGGGCACGGUUUUGCGUUGGCUCCUGGGUUGGACGGCCAUCACCCUGCUGCCGAUGCGCGGUCCUAUCGGCACAUCAUUGACUUCAUGCGAGAGUUGUUCCCCAGAGUUGUUCAGAACAACCUGCCGCAGAAGACGCCAAGCGGUUUCCCAUUGUAUCCUGCUCCAGUUUCGUCAUCCCCACAUCAUACACAGGGCGAUGUGUCGACGCACGAGGGUAUAUGA
Prorocentrum cordatum is the source of this 996-nucleotide messenger RNA. NCBI's taxonomy places the organism in Eukaryota, Dinophyceae, Prorocentrales, Prorocentraceae. The record is from the annotation of a GenBank genome assembly.